AUGAAGCCUGAUUGGGACAAGCUUAUGGACGCAUUUGCUGAUUCCCCUACCGCACUCAUCGCCGAUGUGGACUGCACUGCCGAGGGCAAGCCACUUUGCGAUGCCAACGGAGUUCGCGGAUACCCUUCAAUCAAGUACGGAGAUCCUUCCGCUUUGGAGGACUACAAGGGUGGACGUGACUAUGACUCCAUGAAGAAGUUCGCUGAUGAGAACUUGAAGCCCAUGUGCUCGCCCAGCAACAUUGAUCUUUGCGACGCCGAAAAGAAGGCCGAGAUCGAGAAGUUCCAAGCCAUGUCUGCUGCUGACUUGGAUGCUGCUAUCGCCGAAAAGACCAAGGCUAUGGACGAGGCCGAGGAGAACUUCAAGACUGGAGUUAGCGAACUUCAAGAGAAGUAUCAAGCGCUCAUGGAAGCCAAGGACAAGACUCUCGAGGAUAUCAAGAACUCUGGACUUGGUAUGAUGAAGGCCGUCAAGGCUUCCUCCGGAAAGAAGGGUUCUGAAGAACUCUAA
Molecule: messenger RNA, 510 nt
Organism: Cylindrotheca closterium
Lineage: Eukaryota; Bacillariophyta; Bacillariophyceae; Bacillariales; Bacillariaceae
Source: the annotation of a GenBank genome assembly